Molecule: messenger RNA, 2751 nt
Organism: Thunnus maccoyii (southern bluefin tuna)
Lineage: Eukaryota; Metazoa; Chordata; Actinopteri; Scombriformes; Scombridae
Gene: klhl13
Product: kelch-like family member 13
Exons: 8
Coding region: 219-2141 (640 amino acids)
Biological process (GO): protein ubiquitination; regulation of cytokinesis
Cellular component (GO): Cul3-RING ubiquitin ligase complex
Molecular function (GO): cullin family protein binding; ubiquitin-protein transferase activity
Source: RefSeq, a predicted model, not a curated record
UUAGUAACGGAAGUUUUGAGCCAAUGAGAAAAGAUUGCCAUACUCUUCCACCAAUGAAAAGUUUGGAUGCUCCAGCUCUCCCACUAAGCGACAAGUGUAUUGGAUAAAACAAAGAAGGAGGAUCCAGGGGGAUAAGUGGAUUUGAGGGCUUGGGAAGGAAAACAAGGACGCUAGUUAACGUUAUCUCGUUGUUGAAGAGGUGUGGUUUUGGCGAGGGUAUGGAGCACCCUGUGCACAGAGGGGAGACGAUGCCCAUCGGAUUGCAUGACAGAUCCCUCGUGGAGGACGACGACGCUCACAUGAAAGUUGCUCUGGGCUAUGGUGAUAUGGGCAUCUCUGCUCACCUGCAGGCAUCAAAGACUGGAAACACGCGGUUUUUCACAAGCAACACACACAGCUCAGUGGUUCUUCAGGGAUUCGACCAGCUGAGGAUAGAGGGUUUGUUAUGUGACGUCACGCUGGUGGCUGGGGAUGGCGACGAAGCUUUCCCCGUACACCGUGCCAUGAUGGCCUCCUCCUCCGACUAUUUCAAAGCCAUGUUCACAGGUGGAAUGAAAGAACAGGAUUUAAUGUGUAUCAAGCUUCAUGGAGUUAACCGAAUAGGCCUAAAGAAGAUCAUCGACUUCAUCUACACAGCCAAGUUGUCACUCAACAUGGAGAACCUGCAAGACACACUUGAAGCAGCCAGCUUCUUACAAAUCCUUCCUGUACUGGACUUCUGCAAGGUCUUUCUCAUAUCUGGGGUUUCACUCGACAACUGUGUAGAGGUGGGGCGCAUUGCCAACACAUAUAACCUCACAGAGGUGGACAAAUAUGUCAACAACUUCAUCCUGAAGAACUUCCCCUCACUGCUGGGCACGGGAGAGUUUGUCAAGCUACCAUUUGAAAGGUUGGCUUUUGUACUGUCCAGCAACAGCUUGAAACACUGCACUGAGUUGGACCUGUUCAAGGCUGCGUGCCGCUGGCUACGCUACGAAGACGGUCGUAUGGACUAUGCCCCAAAACUCAUGAAGAACAUUCGCUUUCCCCUCAUGAACCCCCAGGAGCUCAUCAAUCACGUGCAGACAGUGGACUUUAUGCGCACCGACAACACCUGUGUCAACCUCCUCCUGGAAGCUAGCAACUACCAAAUGAUGCCCUACAUGCAGCCAGUUAUGCAGUCAGAACGGACAGCCAUCCGCUCAGACAGUGCCCACCUGGUCACGCUGGGUGGUGUUCUGCGGCAGCAGCUAGUUGUUAGUAAGGAGCUGCGUCUGUUUGAUGAGAAGGCUCAUGAGUGGAAGGCGCUGGCACCUAUGGAUGCACCUCGCUACCAGCACGGUAUUGCAGUCAUCGGCAACUUCCUCUACGUUGUGGGAGGCCAAAGCAACUAUGACACCAAAGGCAAGACAGCAGUGGACACCGUGUUCCGGUACGACCCUCGCUACAACAAAUGGAUCCAGGUGGCAUGCCUUAAUGAGAAACGUACCUUCUUCCACCUCAGUGCACUCAAGGGACACCUCUAUGCUGUCGGUGGAAGGAAUGCUGCCGGGGAGCUCGCUACUGUGGAGUGCUACAACCCAAGGACAAAUGAAUGGACAUAUGUUGCAAAAAUGAAUGAGCCACAUUAUGGCCAUGCUGGGACAGUGUAUGGCGGUUAUAUGUAUAUUUCAGGGGGAAUCACUCAUGACACUUUUCAGAAAGAGCUGAUGUGCUUUGACCCAGAUGCGGAUAAAUGGACUCAGAAAGCACCCAUGACCACAGUGCGCGGCCUCCACUGCAUGUGCACGGUGGGCGACCGCCUCUACGUGAUCGGGGGAAAUCACUUCCGGGGCACCAGCGACUACGACGACGUGCUGAGCUGCGAAUACUACUCCCCCGCCCUCGACUUGUGGACACCUAUCGCCGCCAUGUUGCGCGGCCAGAGCGACGUGGGUGUGGCCGUGUUUGAGAAUAAGAUCUAUGUGGUGGGCGGGUACUCAUGGAACAAUCGGUGCAUGGUGGAAAUAGUACAGAAGUACGACCCCGAGAAAGACGAAUGGCACAAAGUGUUUGACUUACCCGAGUCGCUGGGCGGCAUCCGAGCGUGCACACUCACAGUUUUCCCCCCUGAGGAUAUCUCGGGCUCGCCCUCCAGAGAGUCGCCCCUCUCAGCACCUUGAUGAGUAAAGGGGGGGAGCCCCGUUUUGCUCAUACCCCCAUAACCCCCGCCCCAACCACCCAACCCCCUCAACAAACACACCUUCUAGACAUUGUUUGCACUUCCUCUUUGGACAACAUCUGUACUGCAUCCCCAAGUAUCCCCCAAACCCACCUCCCCUAAAGCUGUGCAGAAACCCCUUCCCUAAGUGAUUAAACCUACAUACCGAUACGGUUUGGCAACCUAAUUACACGUUUAUGUUGCAUACUCGGUAUAUUUUGGCAGGAAAUACCUUGACUUGAAAAGUGACUUUGCAAAUCAACUUUUCUACCUGAUGUCGACAAAGUUUUUUCUUAUGUCUCGUUUCUUUAGUCGUUCUACCUUGAGACUACCACACUGACUCUCUCUUCUAGUCUAUGCCAUGUUAGAUGCAGGUGACCCCCCCCCCCCACCCCGGGAGAGCAGAAGCGUAGGGACAGACGAGCCCCAAAAACACAGCUGGUUUUUAACUCAGGGGUUGGCCCAGGCCCCAUCAACGUCUCUCUUACAGUUUCAGUUCUUUCCUGCUAUUGCUAAGAAACUGUUAACAAAAUGGUGUUUUCUAAAUUUAAUAAACAUGAUUUUGAAAGUAA